Molecule: messenger RNA, 699 nt
Organism: Motacilla alba alba
Lineage: Eukaryota; Metazoa; Chordata; Aves; Passeriformes; Motacillidae
Product: multiple epidermal growth factor-like domains protein 8
Exons: 6
Coding region: 1-699 (232 amino acids)
Molecular function (GO): calcium ion binding
Source: RefSeq, a predicted model, not a curated record
AUGCGCCCGAUCACCGUGCGCUCACCUGUGCCGAUCACCAGACCCGUGGCCGUACCUGGGGGGUUUGGGGGGGCUCGGGGGCGCUGCCUCGAGGGGGGGCUCAGCGCACCCCGGCACGGUGUGACGCAGGCGUGCGGCGCCGGGGGCGUUUGGGCCUUCCUGAGCUGCCCCCCCGAGGACGAGUGCGAGAACGGGCACCACACCUGCGCGGCCAGCCAGGUGUGCCGCGACCUCCCCGACGGCUUCACCUGCACCUGCCGGGCCGGCUACAGCGCCGACAGCCGCACAGGUGAGUGCCGCCCCGUGUGCCGCCAGGGCUGCGCCAACGGCACCUGCCUGGAGCCCGACAGGUGCCGCUGCCACUUCGGCUUCGUGGGCAGCGACUGCGCCGUGCCCUGCGCCUGCAACGGCCACAGCGACUGCGCCGGCCCCGCCGCGAGGGACACCUGCCUCAGGUGCAUGAACAACACCCAGGUGAGCCCGGGGCUGCUCAGGUGGGGUUACCUGGGCUCCAGCGACUGCGCCGGCCCCGCCGCCCGCGACACCUGCCUCAGGUGCAUGAACAACACCCAGGGCCCGCAGUGCCAGCGCUGCCGCCCGCUGUUCGUGGGCUCGGCGCUGGGGGGCGGCACCUGCCUCACCUGUAACACACCUGAGCACACCUGCAAUACACCUGAACACAGCUGGACACAGCUGUAA